UGUCUUUAUGUAAAUAUAAACAAUUUAAAUUAAAUUUGAAAAUGGACUCGAUAAAGACAGUUUCUUUGGCUUUCUUUUAUGGAUUGUGUGAUAGUAUCAAAGGUAUGACAUUAGUUUUUUAUAUUGAUGCCGAGAUCCAUAGACAGAAGGCUGAAGAAGAAGCUGAACGUCAACUAGCCAGAGCAGAUGCUCAACUCCUUGAAAGUCGACAUGGUACUGCGAGGCGAAGCCCAUCACCAGUACCAUCCUCAGCGUCUGCUAUGUUCGAAGAACAUUUACAACGUGAGAGAUCAGCUUUUAAUAAGGAAAAUCCAGAUGAACGCCGUUUGGAUAGUUUAAAAAAGAAACAAAAGCCUGCAGAACCUUCGAUACCUUUCAAAGAAAAGAAAAUUGCGAAACAGGUUCUCAAAUGUUGCGCCUUAAAUGGUGGUUUUACUUGGAUGAGCAUAAUAUUAUUUGAACAGAUUCUUUUACCAACACUUAAAUUUAUCUUGACUCUGUGCUAUGGUGAUAAAUCUCAAGACUUGCAUAUGAUAUGGGGUUGGUUACAAUCCAUUCUUUCUAUAAUAUUUGGUAUGAUGUGGGUUUUGCCAAUUUUUCUACUGAGCAAAAUUGUCAGUUCCUUGUGGUUUGCUGAUAUCGCCAACGAAGCAUAUAAAGUACGCAAAGGGCCGCCAAGUUUAAUACCGAAUAUUAGUAAAUUGGUGGCAGAUUUUCUCUUUAGUUUGGUUGUCCAAGCCAUCUUUCUGGUGCAAAGCAUGCUAGUAAAUUUGCUACCAUUUCCAUACGUGGGUGAAGUCUUGUGUUUUGUACAUCUAUGUUUGCUGUAUUCCCUUUAUUCUUUCGAAUAUAAAUGGUUUAAUAUGGGCUGGGAGUUACAUAGACGUCUGAGCUAUAUAGAGAUUAAUUGGCCAUACUUCAUGGGUUUUGGAGUGCCGUUGACGGUGCUGACAAACAUGUCUAGUUCAGUAAUUGUAAGCAGUUGUAUAUUUUCUAUAUUUUUUCCACUCUUUAUAUUGAGUGGCAAUGAGGCAAAACCAGUUAUUGGAACAACUGAUACUCCAUUACGUCUAUUCUCGCCUACUAUAUUUGUAUCAAAUCUUUUGUUUGGUGGACGUAAAGCUAAUAUAACUGCCAGUAAACUUGCACAACAUAAAAAACACAAUCAACAACAGCAGCUGCAUCAACAGCAACUACUACAGAAACAAAGAAAUCAACUGCAUCGACGUAGUACCGCUAAGGACAAUUCUCCCUCACCAUCACCAUCAUUGCAAAUAUCAGCACCACAAUUUCGUUAUCCUCAGCCACCACAGAGGAUAAGUCCAGCACGAUUAACACCAGAACGACAAUUUCGUUCCGACUUAAGUCGUACGCAGAUACGUUACAAUGAAGGUACUCGAACAUUAAUACCCACACCAGUUCCGGGAGCACCGGUUGCGCCGACAACUACUCAAGCAAAGACUACAAAUCAACGAAGAUAGUUAGUAUGUUAAUGGCCUCAAUGUGAUGGUGGUAUUAGCUUUGGUAAUAAAUGUAUAAAAUCUGCUGAGAGAGAAAUUCAAAAAGAUACUGAUUUAUACAGACUUACAGAUAAAAGAAAUUAUUUGUUAAAAAAAUAUUUCUUUGUAUGUAAUAUUUAAGUAUGUAACGUUUUUUAUGAUUUUUUAGCUUUAUUAUAUAUUUUUUUAUUUGCAUAAAA
Molecule: messenger RNA, 1699 nt
Organism: Lucilia cuprina (Australian sheep blowfly)
Lineage: Eukaryota; Metazoa; Arthropoda; Insecta; Diptera; Calliphoridae
Gene: tank
Product: etoposide-induced protein 2.4 homolog
Exons: 4
Coding region: 42-1481 (479 amino acids)
Biological process (GO): macroautophagy
Cellular component (GO): endoplasmic reticulum
Source: RefSeq, a predicted model, not a curated record